Gymnodraco acuticeps is the source of this 2289-nucleotide messenger RNA. RefSeq lists its product as uncharacterized. The transcript is spliced from 2 exons. The coding region runs from base 282 to 1418 and encodes 378 amino acids. The record is from RefSeq and is a predicted model, not a curated record. Lineage: Eukaryota; Metazoa; Chordata; Actinopteri; Perciformes; Bathydraconidae. Gene Ontology annotation, molecular function: nucleic acid binding; zinc ion binding.
AAACGUUGAUAUACACGGUUACUCCGCCAUUAAGGAGGUUGAUAAAACGUUGAAAGAGAAAGGCUACUCCGCCUAGAAGGAGGAUCGACGUGCCUUUGGGUACACUUAUGAGUGAUUGAGUGAAAGCGGUGUGUAAAAGUGUCACCAGUGGAAUCAGCGCACGGAGUGGAAACCUAACGGUGAUAACACAAACUCUGUGGUCUGUUGAAGUACACGUAGUGGUGAAUUAGGAAUUAGGUUCUGACCGGCACGUUGUCCAGUAGGAACACCAAGCUAGAAUCAUGGGGUCCAAUGGGAGUAAGCCUGCCGCUACAAGGGACAUGAGAUAUAUGGAAAUAUAUAGUCAUGGCAGCACCAUUUAUUGUAGCAAAUGGUAUAAACUGUACGGCUUCCAAGGAAAGCUGGAGAAAACAGCAGUAAGAGAAUUAAGCGACAAAUUGAGAGCAGCAACAGCUGGAACAACACAAGGCAAGAAAAGAAAGAAGUUAGAAGCUCAACUGCGGGUUGCAGCUUUAUGGGCUGAACAAGCCCAUAAAAGGACAGGUGGAGCAGAAGAAGGUAUGAUAGCAGCGGCUGUUUCAGUGAAAGCAGACGAGGAGACAGGGCGUUCAGGGUCAGUUGACGCUGUACGCCGCGAGAAAGAGAGAGCGAUAGUGGAAGAACACAAAGCGCAGGAACAAAGAAUAAAAAGGAAGCAAGAGAAAGAGAGAAAAGACAGGGUAAAGGGAGAUUUCACCGGGUCCUGGCCCAAUGGAAACCCCCUGGAACCAGGUCAGCAGGACCUCAUCAAUGCACUCGCUCCCGUAAAUAUCUCAAUCGAGAGGGUUUUUGCACUGAGACGAGACUUUACUAAAGUCUCAGGGUGUAGACAGGGAGAAAAAGAGUCAGUACAAGAUUUCAGAAUCAGAAUGGAAGAUUGUUUCCGUAUCCAUAGCGGAAUUCCACCCAACAAUGCUGUUGACUCCCCAUAUGUGCAGCAGCUGAAACAAAGCCUGAUGAAUGGGUUCCACCCAGGUAUUGCUGACUUUAUCCGCAAGCAUAAUGUUAACCAUAGGACAUGCGACUUACAAGAGUGCCUAAAUUAUGCAGAACAUGCAGCAACCCAGAUCAAAGAAAAAAGACAUAAGAAAGCGUCAGCAUCAGCUUUCUUCAUAGGAGAAGAUGGGGAAGAAAAUCAGAUUUUCUUUGUGGGACCAGGACAGGGGAGAGGCGGGUUUAACAGAGGACGAGGGAAUUGUAGAGGAACAGGCAGAGGCAGAGGAGGAGGCAGAAACGCAGAAGGCAAAUUCCUCUGCUUCAGGUGCGGAAAGGAGGGGCACAUGGCGAGAGACUGUGAGGAACAGAGACCACAGAACAAAGAAGGGGGACAAAAGGGACAGUACAAAGACGAAAGACAUGGCCCCCCCCCCUUCACAUAACCUACAUAGUUAUGACAACUGACUAGACGUAGAAAAGGAAGAAGAGGACGUCCACACACAUCACAUUGACCUUUCUGAAGUAUUACUGAAUCUGUCAGACAACAGUAUUAAACCGACCAGGACAAUCGAAAUCAAUGGGGAAAAAUUAGAAUUCUUAUGUGACAGCGGUGCAGACUCAUCAGUAGUGAACAAAGAGGUCCAAAGAAUGUGGCCACCAACUGGCACUAUGUUUGUAAAAUCAGCAAAUGGACACAUAAAUCAGAGGUCGAUUUCAAAGCCACUUUUUAUGGAAGAUAGAAGGUCAGGCCUCCAGGCAUCCCUCAAAUUUGUGUUCAUCUCAAACUGCCCUGUCAAUUUGCUAGGGAGAGACGGCAUGGAAAUGUUAAAAAUCAGUGUAGUACCAGUCAAAGGGGGAAUGCGAGCAGUAGGGCCCGGAGAAAAGGUGGAAGACCAGGUCUUCCUUCAAAAAUCCAUAAACACCCCCAACUACUACUGGUCACUAGACAUGCCACAACCUGACGUGACAAACACAGGUGAACACCUGUUAACACUAUUCACCCCACAACAUGGCCAAGAAGUAAUGAAACCUGACGCAUUGCACGUUACACUAAAGUACAAGAACACCCCUGGCCCAGACAAAGACUAUGAUGUGCUCGUGCAUCGACUGACACCACAGAGGGCAGUGUUCCACUCUAUGUAUGCAAACCAACACGGGGAUGUUGCAAUUGACGCUAGGGUCCCAUCAACCACUGCCUUGAUAAUGGAACCAGGUUCCACGCCACACAUAUCAGUAGCUAGGGGCCCAGGGACUUCAUGGAGAGACUUAGGUUUAUUAGUGGCUAGAGGUAACAGGAUAACAAAAUGGACAGAU